Molecule: messenger RNA, 4072 nt
Organism: Oryctolagus cuniculus (rabbit)
Lineage: Eukaryota; Metazoa; Chordata; Mammalia; Lagomorpha; Leporidae
Gene: SOX14
Product: SRY-box transcription factor 14
Biological process (GO): negative regulation of transcription by RNA polymerase II; brain development; positive regulation of transcription by RNA polymerase II
Cellular component (GO): nucleus
Molecular function (GO): RNA polymerase II cis-regulatory region sequence-specific DNA binding; DNA-binding transcription activator activity, RNA polymerase II-specific
Source: RefSeq, a predicted model, not a curated record
CAGGGCUCCCCUUCGGGCCCGGGGCGCAGAGCUACACCCUGGCGCGGCGUCCUGGGGCAGCCGCAGAGACCCAGCCUCAGGGGAGUCCUGAGAGAACACUGCCAAUGGACCCCCGGUGGUCUAGCGCGAAAAGUUUAUUUCUCUUUUUACCCUGAGUUUGAUGUAUUCUUUUCGCUCUUCCAAGGAUCUUUGGCAAGGGAGGGGAGUGCUGUCCUUGCAUUUCGUGGCGAGAUUGUCCUAUUUAUCAACACAAGCUCUGCCUCGCUCCCUUUUUUGUCCCCUACCCGGAUCUCGAAAUUCGAAGCACUGAUUCUCCCUGGCACAACUGGGAAAGAGUGCGGGAGACGCGAAGAGUUUUGCUGACAGUCCAGAGACAAUAAGGAACCCAGGCCCCCAGCCCUGAGCCAGACGCUCGGUUCUCUGGCUCUCCGGGUCUCUCUCCCCCUCACACCUCUCCCCGCCCCCGCUGGUCGCACUCGGUCUCUCCUCCACCCGCGUGUUGGCAGGUGCGCCCCCCCACCCCCGCCUUCUCUGCUGCUGAUUGGCGCCCAGGUUGGGGAGUCGCCGCCCCGCGCUUAUGUCAGAGUGCGUGCCGUCCGGGCCCACCUCGCCUUUGAACUUCGCCGCUUUGGGCUCUCCUUCACCAGCCUCCCCGCAUUCUCAGCCAGGUGCAGCGCUGGGCGAGGCAGCUCCGGGAAAGCCACGGGCGGGGGGAGCUACGGCCAGAGGCGCAAGAGGAGAGAAGGGAAGGAGAGAAGGCGAAGGUGGAAAAGGGGGAGAAGGAGGAGCUUCCUGCCCUCGCCAGAAAAUUACCUGGCCACUCCACACCCGAGACUCCAGCACUUGGGCCCAGCCUCUGGCGCCCGCAGUCGCCAGCCGGUCGCCCUUGCCUCCCCCACCCCCGCCCAUCUGCCCCCCACUCGCCCCCCGGGGGCUGCCUGGGUGCUGGGACUGGCAUGAUCAGCUGAACUUUGUGGGGGGUCAGCUCUUCUCUCCGGCUUCCCCUCAGCAGCGCCGAGGUGAGGGGAGCGCAGAGCCCCGGGUCAGGACGGACAGACAGACGGCCAACUGCGCCCAAGCUCGCCCUCGGAGGCCCUGCACUCCCCACCCCCGCCCGCCUAAGCCGCCGGGACCAUGUCCAAACCUUCAGACCACAUCAAGCGGCCCAUGAACGCCUUCAUGGUAUGGUCCCGGGGCCAGCGGCGCAAGAUGGCCCAGGAAAACCCCAAGAUGCACAACUCGGAGAUCAGCAAGCGCCUAGGCGCCGAAUGGAAGCUUUUGUCCGAGGCAGAAAAGCGGCCAUACAUCGACGAGGCCAAGCGGCUACGCGCCCAGCACAUGAAGGAGCACCCCGACUACAAGUACCGGCCGCGGCGAAAGCCCAAGAACCUGCUCAAGAAAGACAGGUAUGUCUUCCCCCUGCCCUACCUGGGCGACACGGACCCGCUCAAGGCGGCUGGUCUGCCCGUAGGGGCCUCCGACGGCCUCCUGAGCGCGCCCGAGAAAGCCCGGGCCUUCUUGCCGCCGGCCUCGGCGCCCUACUCCCUGCUGGACCCCGCGCAGUUUAGCUCGAGCGCCAUCCAGAAGAUGGGUGAAGUGCCCCACACCUUGGCCACCGGCGCGCUGCCCUACGCGUCCACCCUGGGCUACCAGAACGGCGCCUUCGGCAGCCUCAGCUGCCCCAGCCAGCACACGCACACGCACCCGUCCCCCACCAACCCGGGCUACGUGGUGCCCUGUAACUGUACCGCCUGGUCUGCCUCCACCCUGCAGCCCCCCGUCGCCUACAUCCUCUUUCCAGGCAUGACCAAGACUGGCAUAGACCCUUAUUCGUCAGCCCACGCCACAGCCAUGUAACCCCCGGCCUGGCCCGGACCGGAGGGGUGGCCUGGAAGCGGGGUUUGCACCCUGUCCUCUGCACCUAGCCCUGCCUGGCCUGCAGAAGCCUCUGGGUCAGCCCUGCCGCCGCCCCUUACCCGGUCCCAGACUCGGCCUCUCUCUUCCAGGGAGAAGGGAGGGGCGUCCUACCGACCAGAGGCGUGGACAGGUGCAGAAACUUGCAGACGUUUUGACAGCUGCGCUGCCCCUAUCCUGACUCUCCCCCAAAUCUCCGACUGUACCCCCUUUGGACAAAGAAGUAGGCAAUUUUGCUUUAUUUAUCUCCCCUUCACUCUCCUCGGAUAGGCUUUGGACUCCGAACUCCCAGAUCCUGGUAUUAUAUCUAGAAUAUGCAUAUAUAUAUAUUUUUUUCCUCUUCUGCCCCUGAAGAAAAAAAGAGUUGGCUGUUUCUCUGUGUCUUGCCAUCAGACACAACCAAGCGCCAUUUAUUCUUCAUGUUUGGGAAAAAAGGCUUAAAAGUUUUAAACUACAGCAAGGGAACCAUUUCUAUUUAAAACCAUGCUAUGAUAUAGUGUUUGCUUCUUUAAAGGGAAAACAAGAAGGACCCACAUGGUUAUUUACUUUGUGUCAAGCAGUGUUCCUAGAGACCUAAGUUUACUGUUAGACAGAAAAUCGGGUUCCGAAGUCAGGAAGUGGAAAGUGAACAACAACAAAAGGAUUAAAACAUCCUAAAUAAUGGUAAAUGUUUUGACGAUGUCUUGGAAAUGUACCUGGAAGGAUUUUACCUCGUUACUCUGUUCAUUUGUUGAACAAAGACGUUUUGAAUAAAGACAAUCUGUCGUUGCAAAAAGUAACCUUUGAUGUGCCUAAAAAUCUGGAGUCAGGAGGCCAGGGCAGCGGGGCCGGGGAGUCGGGUCGCGGGGAGGCGCCUUGGGCAGUGAUCGCUGGCGGCUGAGCUGCGCGUUGCGCUGGCCGAAGCUGGCGGCCUGCGAGCCGGCUGCGAAGUGACCUAGAGUCUGAGAUCCCUCAGGAUCACGCCCGGGGGAUCCGUUCUAGGCCUUUAUCCAUCCCUGGGACGUCGCUCCUGGCCCCAUUCUUCACGAAAGGGUUAGGCCACUCCGAGAAGCCAAUGAACCAAGACAAAGGCCGAGUCUGGGUGCGUUAACUUUUCUAAACCAAACUCGAAAGGAAUGGGGAGAAGCGCCGAUUCUCCCGGGAACCAGUUGCGCGCGGAGCACCACGGCCUGCGGUGGACCUUUAAGUUCAAGGCUCGGGGGAAGCCGGGUGGAAUCGAUUUGCUUUUCUUUAGGUGUCUGGAAAAACUGCCGCUGGCUCCUAUGGGGAAUCUGGCUAUUAGUCCCUAAGUUAGAAAAUAAAAGCCUAAGAAAUGCCAGAAGACGCGACCUAGCUCUGCGUCCCGGAUGGUCAGAGACUUUUUACUAAGACCAUUUGGGAGCAAAGGGAAGAGACAGGCGAUAUUGGCAUGGCUCAGGCAAGGAGUUUUUCUAAAAAAAAAAAAAAUCAUAAAAACCAAAUAACUCGCGUUUAACAAACAAGGAAAGGAGCCCUUCGCUUUCCCUUCUGGGUGAAUAUUUGUUUACUUGAAGAUUACUGCUUUUCCCGAGGAGAGGGGACCCUGAUGCCAGCCAGCACAACUCUCUGGAACUUCUUCUCAAAAUCAAAGGCGCUCCCCACCCUCUGUCUCCUGCGAGUCUCGCCCCCACCGCCUCGCUCACGCGUGUUCUCCCGCAGGUCGCGCGCUCUUCUCGCUGGCCGCGGUAGGGUGCGGGUUGGGGGUGGGGCAGCCCAGGCGCUUGCAGGCUUGCCGCGGCUGCUGCUGCUAGGGGGUGGGGACUGGGGACUCCAAAGGAGGCUGUGGUUCGAGGUGCAGGGGAACCGUUGUCAGCAGACACCCAAGCCGGAGCCCGCGGAUUAGCAUAUUGUCCUCAAAACAAUUACAAGUGUUUGAGGUGCUGUUUGGAUCCUAUUCAUCCUAGCCCCUUUGUCAAAGGGGGAUUUUCAUUAUUAAAAAAAAAAAAAGUUAGCAGUUGUCCAUCUGGCUGAGCUGAAUGGCAAAGUGAUUCGUGUUGUAUAUGCUUUUCUCAUUAAGAGCUCUUUUGAGACCGAUGUUAGAAUUAAAUGGUAUAACACAAUUAACAUACACGGGAGCUGAAUAGGAGGGGACGCCUAUAAAUAAUAGAUAGAUAAAUAAAUGAGCGAUCAGGCGAAGGUA